AUGGCGACCGGAAACCACACUCUGCUGACCAGAUUUGUCCUCUCUGGAUGGUCCAACCACCCCCAAGUGCAGCUCUUGCUCUUCUUCACCUUCUGCUUAAUCUACACCAUCACCAUCACUGGGAACCUGCUCAUCCUCAUGGUCACAGUGCACCCCAGCCUCCACAUGCCCAUGUACUUCUUUCUUCGGGUCCUGUCCCUCCUGGACAUUUCCACAGCAUCAACCGUUGUCCCCAAGAUGCUGGCAAGCUUCCUGUCAGAGGACAGAAGCAUCUCCUACAUGGGCUGUGCCUCACAGCUCUACUGGGUGAUCUUCUCAACAGCCACUGAAUGCUACCUCUUGGCAGCCAUGGCCUAUGACCGUUACGUGGCUGUGUGCAGCCCCCUCAGAUACGCAGCCAUCAUGAACAGCAGAGUUUGUCUCUCCUUUGUCCUGCUGGCCUGCUGCAGUGGUACUGUUGUGUCUGUGGUGCAGACAGCUUGGGUGCUCACACUGCCCUUCUGUGGGCCCAGGAAGAUGAACUCCUUCUUCUGUGAUAUUCCUCCACUCCUCAUGCUUUCCUGCACUGACACCUUUCCCUAUGAAAUGCAGAUCAUUGUGGCCACAGUGCUGGUCCUCUUUACACCAUGUUGUCUCAUCCUGGUAUCCUAUGCUUGCAUCAUCUCCAGCACCCUCAAAAUUUCCUCUGCAGAGGGCAGACAAAAGACCUUCUCCACCUGUUCCUCACACCUUAUUGUUGUAACACUCUAUUAUGCCAGUGGGACCUUGAUUUACUUACGGCCCAAAUCCAGUAGUUCACAAGACACUAAGAAGUUCCUGGCUCUCAUCUACACAACCAUAGUUCCCACACUGAAUCCCCUGAUUUACAGCCUGAGGAAUAAAGCCAUAAAAGAUGUUCUGAGCAGAAUGAUGACUGACAUGGUGAAGAAAUAUAUAAUUUGUUGUCCAUGA
Molecule: messenger RNA, 951 nt
Organism: Dryobates pubescens (Downy woodpecker)
Lineage: Eukaryota; Metazoa; Chordata; Aves; Piciformes; Picidae
Product: olfactory receptor 10A7
Exons: 2
Coding region: 1-951 (316 amino acids)
Biological process (GO): G protein-coupled receptor signaling pathway
Cellular component (GO): membrane
Molecular function (GO): G protein-coupled receptor activity; olfactory receptor activity
Source: RefSeq, a predicted model, not a curated record